Molecule: messenger RNA, 1034 nt
Organism: Sphaerulina musiva SO2202
Lineage: Eukaryota; Fungi; Ascomycota; Dothideomycetes; Mycosphaerellales; Mycosphaerellaceae
Exons: 4
Coding region: 132-881 (249 amino acids)
Source: RefSeq, a predicted model, not a curated record
UGAACAUCUUCAAGCGAAACAAAGGCAAGAAAGCGCCCCCAAAGUCCCUAGAACAAGAUCGCUCGCUCGACGACGAAGAUGAUGACACGGUCGAGGAGAACAAGGAAGCGCCAAGCUCCAAGAAGGCCCUGAUGAAACAGUACCUCAAGCAAGCACAGUCCUGGACGGCCAAAGAAGCGAACGAGGCGAAGAAAGAACUGCAAAAGGCCGCAGGUCUGGGCGCUCGACCGGAUGUUGUUCCCGAAGGCGAAGCGCUCGUCAGUGGCGAGCCGAGGACGGUAGAGAUCGGUUGGCACCCCGUAGCAGGCGCCACGGGAAAGUGGUUCGCCGAGAAGACGAUCAUCGGGAAACAAAUCUCCCAGAAGAUUGGCAACUACCCCGAUCCGACACAGCACUGGGCAGUCAUUGUGGGCGACUAUGUACAUCAGCUGUGGAUGGACGAGAAUCUCGACAUCAUUUACAUCAACGAGACGCUGAAACGAGACGAAUGGCACAUCUUCGAAGUGGGAAAGACAAGAUUCAACGACCAAGCCGUACGCGAAGCCAGCCGUAUGACCAUUCAUAACAUGCGCACAAAACGUCCCGCAUACAACCUCAUUAGCAACAACUGCCAGAACUUCGCCGUCGAGCUCCUCAAGGCCAUUCAAGUAGGCGCGCAUCGAGAGUUCGGCACCACCUUUGCCAUUUACCAGCGUGCGACGGGAAAAGGCGCCAUUAUGGAUUUAUUCGCCGAGAAACCCGAUGCAGAUCCGCCUGAGUUACAGGACGAUGAGGCCGAAAUUCCGCCAGUGAAACGACAGGAUACGUUGAGUUUUGCGCAGCAGGUGAUGAAUGAUAACACGACGCAGUUGGAUCGUCACGGAGAGCCGCAGAAAAAGUGAAAUUCCUUGACACCUAAAAGAUGCGCGAGAGAAAAAUAAAUGGAAAGAUAGCCCCCUUGCCCUAUGUGUUUGUCGUCGAAAGGACUGAAGCGUGCCUGAUUCAUUGUAUUAGGUAUCGGAAUAAUCUUGACAUACAAGUGUCACUCGCUCGCG